Molecule: messenger RNA, 2087 nt
Organism: Austrofundulus limnaeus
Lineage: Eukaryota; Metazoa; Chordata; Actinopteri; Cyprinodontiformes; Rivulidae
Product: ras-related protein Rab-9A
Exons: 2
Coding region: 1396-1995 (199 amino acids)
Biological process (GO): Rab protein signal transduction; retrograde transport, endosome to Golgi
Cellular component (GO): late endosome; phagocytic vesicle; lysosome
Molecular function (GO): GTP binding; GTPase activity
Source: RefSeq, a predicted model, not a curated record
AACUUAAUACUGUGGCUGUAAAUGGCUGCUGCUUCUGUGGAAAGCUGCUCUGAAAGGCAGAGAAACUCUCUCUCCACCAUCUAACUCUUACCCAUGGUUGGGUUGUGGAGGCAAAAGGUCCAGGAGAGGAACCCAGGUACCCCUCUCCCCAGCGACACUUCCCAGCUCCUCCAAGGGUAUGGRUGUCCAAUCCUGGUCUCUGAGGGUCUCUAUCCUGCAGAUUUUACUUGUUUCCCUGCUGCAACACACCUGAUCCUGAGAUUGAGUUACCUGUUCAAGUUCUGCAGAAGCCCUUUAACCACACGCUCAUUCAAACCAGUUGUGUUGAAGUGGAGAAACUUCUGUAAUAUGAAUAUAAGAGGCCUCAGGGCAGACCCCUCUUCCCAGUGGGACAUGCUUGGAAAACCUCCAAAAGGAGGCGUCCAAAUCAGAUGCCUGAACCACCUCAACUGAGUCCGUGUGAUGCAGAGGAGCAGCGGCUCCUCCGGAUGAUGGAGUACCUCAUCUUGUCUCUAAAGGGCUCGACACACUGGAGGCUGGAUCCGGCCACUCUACAGAGGAAGCUCAUUUCGGCCGCUUGUGUCCAGGAUCUUGUUCUUUUGCUCAUGACCCACACCUUMUGACCACAUGUGAGGGUUGGAACAUAGAAGGAGCUGUGAAUGAAGAGCGUUGCCUUACCAAAGCAAUGAGCUGCUGGAAAUACCUUCAUCAAUAGGCACAAAAAAUGUACAGAYGGUCACCUUCAGGCCCAGGCCRCCCUUGCAAAAGAGACUUGUGAUCUCAGUGGGAUUUGCCUGGUUAAAUAAUGGUAAAAUAAAAAUAAAYAAAUGCUGCUUAAARGGUCUUAUCAAUGUUAAUGAGAAAAGAGAAAAAAACAUGGUAAAUGAAAAGUAACUGCAUCGGGUUUGUUCUGCAACAAGUGAAGUCUUUCAAACUGAUAGGAAUUGCAGUACUUUAAACAGGAUUUAAUUUGAUUCUUAAUCCUAGUUAGUUCAUUUUUUUGAGUGUGUUGCUCUCUGUAUAUUUCCUCUGUAAAGAUGUGUCUGCAGAUGUAGCAAUGAAGAAAAGUGGGUUUUUUUUCUGCUGCUGACUAGAAUUUCUGAUCCUGUGAUCAGCGUCCAUGUGAUGUACGGCACAGAUUAUUUCACGCGCAGCAGCGGCACAGAAAGUUCAUGAGCUGCACGGUCUGUUUUAACAGGAUUAGCUCGUUGACUGGGUUGAAUCAGCUGAAUGCUGGUUUGAACACUUCACGUAACGUGCUCAUAAAGACUGAAGAAAUGGAGUGGACUCCAGACGAAGAACGAAGGUCAAAGGCCGGACUGCUCGCUGUGUCCUCUGUGUCUCCAGACGUCCUCACUUGACUCUUGGCCUGGAUUACUGUUCCCAGAAUCCAGGAUGUCCAAGUCGGCCCUCCUGAAGGUGAUCCUCCUGGGGGAUGGCGGCGUGGGCAAGUCGUCACUCAUGAACCGCUACGUCAGCAACAAGUUCGACUCGCACCUCUUCCACACAAUCGGCGUGGAGUUCCUCAACAAGGAGCUGGAGGUGGACGGCCACCGCGUCACCCUGCAGAUCUGGGACACGGCGGGACAGGAGCGCUUCCGCAGCCUCCGCACGCCGUUCUACCGCGGCUCGGACUGCUGCCUGCUCACCUUCAGCCUGGAUGAUGGACAGAGCUUCCAGAACAUGGCCAACUGGAAGAAAGAGUUCUCUUACUACGCUGAUGUAAAGGACCCCGACAGCUUCCCGUUCGUGGUGCUGGGAAACAAACUGGACGUUCCCGGGCGGCAGGUGUCGGGGGAGGAUGCCAAGCAGUGGUGUCGGGAAAACGGCGGGCUCCCGUACUUCGAGACGAGCGCCAAGGACGCCACGAACGUAGCGUCGGCCUUCGAGGAGGCGGUGCGUCGCGUCCUGGCGUCGGACGACAGAGACGGUCACCUCGUCAACACCGACACGGUAGACUUACAGGAGAGUCGCCACAGACCCGGCUGCUGCUGAGCCGAGCGCUGGGUGUCAACUAGGGCUGUGUAUUGGCAAGAAUUUGGCGAUACGAUACAUAUCAUGACAGAGGGGUCACGAUACGAUAUAUC